Molecule: messenger RNA, 610 nt
Organism: Vicia villosa (hairy vetch)
Lineage: Eukaryota; Viridiplantae; Streptophyta; Magnoliopsida; Fabales; Fabaceae
Product: dormancy-associated protein 2-like
Exons: 2
Coding region: 60-353 (97 amino acids)
Source: RefSeq, a predicted model, not a curated record
UCUCAUCGUUUACCACAGCAUUCUGCAACUGAAUCAAUUUGUCAAGUUUAAUAUUUUAAAUGGAAUCGAAAAAAACAAUAAUCCUCAUCCUUGGCCUUAUGGCUAUGGUUCUUCUUUUCUCCUCUGAGGUGUCAGCUAGAGUCCUCACUGAACCAUCCUCCAAUAUCAAAAUGGAAAAUAUUGAAAAGCAAAAUGGUGGCUACAGAGGUUAUCCGAUGGAUGGUGGUGAUAACGUCGGUCUUGGUGGCGGAUUCGAUCGUGUGCCUAUUAGGAGUACUUCUGGUGUAAGUUUUUCUGUGCCUAUUGGUGAUCUUUUUGGCAGGAAAACUAAAGUAGACAACACUCGCAACUAAGAGCCAUAUCAUCUUUUAUGACACACUUUUCGUAAUAAUAAAUUUCAUCAAUAAAUAAUGUUGUGUGUAGAUCAAGAGAGGGUUUGAAAGACAACCAUCUUUGUUGUUAUUAUAUCUAUCUUUCCGUUUUAGAGUAUUGAUAUUUCACUCGUGGAAAUCAUGUAUAAGUACAUCAUCGCUAUGUAUAAUUGAUGAUGAGUUUAAAUUUAAAUAAAUGUGCUUAUAAUAUAACUACAAAAUUCACCUGAUAGUACAAA